GUACGUUUUGCUUUACAAGUAAGGCUUGAAACAUGUCUGAAACAGCUCCUGCUGCUCCCGCUGCUCCCGCACCUGUGGAGAAGACACCUGUUAAGAAGAAGGCCAAGAAGACCAGCUCCGCAGCUGGGAAGCGCAAGGCGUCUGGGCCCCCGGUGUCCGAGCUCAUCACCAAGGCUGUGGCUGCUUCCAAGGAGCGCAGCGGCGUGUCCCUAGCUGCGCUUAAGAAGGCGCUGGCAGCCGCCGGCUACGACGUGGAGAAGAACAACAGCCGCAUCAAGCUCGGCCUGAAGAGCCUGGUGAGCAAGGGCAUUCUGGUGCAGACCAAGGGCACCGGCGCCUCCGGCUCCUUCAAACUCAACAAGAAGGCGUCUUCUGGCGAGGCCAAGCCCAAAGCAAAGAAAGUAGGGGCGGCCAAGGCAAAGAAGCCUGCGGGCUCAGCCAAGAAGCCCAAAAAGGCUACCGGUUCCGCCACACCCAGGAAGACCAAGAAGACCCCUAAGAAAGCCAAGAAGCCCGGGGCUACUGCCGGCGCCAAGAAAGUUUCCAAGAGCCCGAAGAAGGUGAAGGCAGCUAAGCCCAAGAAGGCAGCCAAGAGUCCAGCCAAGGCCAAGGCUCCUAAGGCAAAGGCUACUAAGCCUAAGGCUUCUAAGCCGAAGGCCAACAAGGCAAAAAAGGCCGCUCCUCGCAAGAAGUAGAGUGGCGCGUCCUGCUUUGAAAAUCUCAAACGGCUCUUUUCAGAGCCACCUACAGAUCCCAUUCAAAAGAGCUGAGCUUUUUCUG
Messenger RNA from Rattus norvegicus (Norway rat), 780 nucleotides. RefSeq names its product H1.3 linker histone, cluster member (gene H4f3). Gene Ontology annotation, biological process: nucleosome assembly. Bases 33 to 695 code for a protein of 220 amino acids. The record is from RefSeq and is marked validated. Lineage: Eukaryota; Metazoa; Chordata; Mammalia; Rodentia; Muridae. Gene Ontology annotation, cellular component: nucleosome; nucleus; chromosome. The transcript has a single exon. Gene Ontology annotation, molecular function: DNA binding; structural constituent of chromatin.